This is a messenger RNA of Oryzias latipes (Japanese medaka), 1801 nucleotides long. RefSeq names its product poly(A) binding protein interacting protein 2B (gene paip2b). Gene Ontology annotation, biological process: negative regulation of translational initiation. The record is from RefSeq and is a predicted model, not a curated record. Gene Ontology annotation, molecular function: mRNA regulatory element binding translation repressor activity. NCBI's taxonomy places the organism in Eukaryota, Metazoa, Chordata, Actinopteri, Beloniformes, Adrianichthyidae. Gene Ontology annotation, cellular component: cytoplasm.
CGCCUUGAUUGACGUAUGCGUCCACCAAUAAGUGAUCGGUACAGCUGGACAAGCGCGACUGAGACACGUUUUUUUCCUCUCAACGUUUUGGACGAAAAAACGAGCGGCUUUCCGGUGACAUUGGGACCGGGGAACAGCCGUUUGCCCACCGACAGCCAGCUGGUUUUCGGAGCCCUCCCUCCUCCUUUGGACUUGAAGUUCAGCGAACCAGCUGAGAUGAGUGGUCCUGAGUUGGCCAAAACACCAGGAGGCGGCGCACCGGGGAAGGAAGGAAAGGAGCCGGUGGCCAAUGGGCACCCAGGGGAGGGCACCGACGUCAACCCCUUUGCCGAGUACAUGUGGAUGGAGAACGAGGAGGAGUAUAACAGACAGGUGGAGGAGGAGCUGCUGGAGCAGGAGUUCUUGGAGCGCUGCUUCCAGGAAAUGCUGGAAGAGGAGGACCAGGACUGGUUCAUUCCUUCACGCGACCUCAACAACCAGGGGGUGGGCCAGCUGCAGCAGCAGCUCAACGGUCUGUCGGUCAGCGACCACCACAGCAACCUAGAGGAGGUGGCGAGGAAGAGCAUCUUGAAUCCCGAGGCAAAGGAGUUUGUUCCGGGGAAGAAAUACUAGGAGUCGCCCUCACCCCCAUGGAGCUUCCACACGCGCACCAGUCCUCACACGUUAUCAGAGACUCCUGUGGCCACGGCUGCACACACACACUGAUUCCAACGCACACACAUCCACUCUUGAAAUCAGUGGCGUGUUGGCAGGCCCAGUUGGGGGGUGGGGGGGAUUUUUUUCUUUUUUUUUUUUUCCCUUUGAUUUUUUUUAUUUGCUGUUUCUUGUAAAAGGAGGGACGUUGUGAACAGGGGUCGGGGGGGGGGGGGUCAUACCAGCGCUGCCCCAUCACAGGCGCUAGCUUAGCUCAUCAUCGCAUUUCCCGUUGUAUUUCCGCUAACGGAGCACGCAGAUCUCAAGCAAGUUUCUUUGGAACUGUGGCAGCUACCCAGGAGUGAGGACAGUAAUAAACUUCAAAAGUUCAGAUCACAAAAACUUUAUUUUUUAAAGGAGAGAAAUAAAAAAAGAAAAGAAACCGCAUUAUUUUCUAGGCUUUCUACUUUUGGGAACACGAACAUCAGCAAUAGGUCGAAGGCUUCUGUGUCGCAGAGGUUGGAGAAGUACUUGCAUUCCAGGAGACUUGACUGAGUUUCUGCCGCGGCUCUGCGGCGCCAUCUGCCCCCCUCCCCCAACCGCGAGCGCCCAGGUCCUCCGUGUCCUCGGCUCCCUCGCACGUCACAGCUUUUCUGCAUCUAAACAUGGCGGGGUCCCGUAUGUCCACACGCCCCCUGACACCUUUUCAGUCCAGCAGACAGGCAUUUUGUGGCUUAAAAUGAUUCCAGUUUAAGUGGAAACCCAAGUCUAUCUUUGCUUACAGUGUUUAAGAGCAGAGCUUCUAAGUGUUUGAAAUCAUGCUUUGAGUUUGUACAUAACCGAGGUCAGGAGGUUUGGAUCCGUUGGUUUUUCGGACACUUUGGUUCAGAUCCUGCAGCUUUGUUACAGGGUGAAGGAACGCGGCCGCUGCCUCCCUCCGCCUCCAGCACAUCAAAUGUCCGUGUCCAAGUCGACUUUUCGGCCCAAUUUACUCCCAUUGGGCAUCCGGGUGUCCAUCCAGGAGAAACUUCUCACGAUAACAGUAUUUGCUCCUGCAACUCUUUAAUCCUCUUUGAGGAUUUUUCUUUUGUGAUCUGAGUUUUCUGAGGCAUCCGUCUGUUUUUGGUUCAUGUAUCAUUAAAUUGAGAGCAAAUGAGAAGUCAGAAAA